GCCUAUUUGUUUACUCGUUUACAUAUUUAUUAAGUUUUCCAUUUUUCCCUUUUCUGCGAAGUAAAUUUUGCACCCCCACGCGCGCCUCGCCUUUUUAUUCCCAAAACAACUGCCAGCAACUCAGUUUUAACGACAAAAUGGAGUCUUCCGAGGCACAAAGUUUAAAAGUUGUGCAGAGCAACCCGAAUGAACAGAGUGCGUACAAAGACACACACACCACGGCGCUGCCAGAAAACUACAAUGAAUCUGCCAACAAUGUAGGCAAAACGAAUCCAUUGGAAGGGUAUUACACAGUGGCACAGGACGAUAGCACACCAAUAGAUGCUAACAAUAUUCCCUAUAUAAUUCCUGAGAUGAAUGAAUCCGGGAUGACCGUCGACCCAACGGCCAUGCAAGCGGCUGCCGCGAUCAACCAAAGUAUGAUGUACCAGAACCAUGGCAUUCCAGCGGAUUACCCCUACCAAAUGUUUAACGGAGCAAACCCAAUGUAUGGUGGAAUUCCCCAGUAUUAUGGAGGUGUGAACAUGCCAAUGAACCCUUACUAUGACCCGUACGGAAUUAUUAACCCUUUAUCGUGUGCACCCCUAAACUUAGAAAAGAACAAAAAGAGGAGCAAGAAGUUUUACUGUUGCUGAAAAUGUCGCUUGAGGAAAAUCAUUAUUUUUUUGUCUUUUGCGCAAAUAAAACGAGCUCCUGUGACUGCAUGGGAAUUAAAAUUGUUCGUUUUUUUAAAACAUAUGUUGUAUCUUCGCAACGUUCUCCCCCGUUCGAUGUUGCGCACUGCGUAACUCUGAGCACAUGUGUUCAACCAGGUUUGCUAAAAGCAUGGAGAGGCAUACUUAGCCUUGCGCAAAAUUUACGUUAAAGUAAAAGAAAAAGAAAACAGCACACAUGUGUGAGAUUACAUAUUUAUACACACCUCAGUGUGACCACCCCUUAUGUAAAGCCUCACAG
Molecule: messenger RNA, 954 nt
Organism: Plasmodium cynomolgi strain B
Lineage: Eukaryota; Apicomplexa; Aconoidasida; Haemosporida; Plasmodiidae
Exons: 2
Source: RefSeq, a predicted model, not a curated record